Cylicostephanus goldi is the source of this 377-nucleotide messenger RNA. Lineage: Eukaryota; Metazoa; Nematoda; Chromadorea; Rhabditida; Strongylidae. The record is from the annotation of a GenBank genome assembly.
AUGAACAAAAGAUGCGUAUCGACCGAUCUUACUCUUUCGCUCUUUUUGUUCUUCACAUGCUCUUUUAGUGAAGUAGAUGGAGCUAUGAUAUGCUUCCGAGUCGUGGUCGUUCCGCCGUCGUUUGGUCUCAAACAUAGUAAGAGUGAUCAUGCCAUAACGAACAGCGGCGGACUACAACCACCUCCACCUAUAGGACUUUAUCCUCAGCUGGGACAGUCUGGAUCAACUCCCGCCCUGAAUACGAAGCCUGGUGUAAAUAUGUUUACUAUAAAGAACCCUGCUGUGGCGAAAGUUCGAGGUGAAGAUGGCGUACCAUUCAAGUUGAAUCCACAACUUGCCUCAAUACUGAAGGCUCCCACGGUACGUCUCAACUAAUC